Messenger RNA from Bacillus rossius redtenbacheri, 5497 nucleotides. RefSeq names its product homeotic protein proboscipedia (gene pb). Lineage: Eukaryota; Metazoa; Arthropoda; Insecta; Phasmatodea; Bacillidae. Gene Ontology annotation, molecular function: RNA polymerase II cis-regulatory region sequence-specific DNA binding; DNA-binding transcription factor activity, RNA polymerase II-specific. The annotation marks the transcript as partial. The transcript has 3 exons. Gene Ontology annotation, biological process: regulation of transcription by RNA polymerase II. The record is from RefSeq and is a predicted model, not a curated record. Gene Ontology annotation, cellular component: nucleus.
ACUACAAAAAAACACAAAUGACAAGAGAACGGCCUGCCCCGGAGACUGCGCACCGCCUACACCAACACCCAGCUGCUGGAGCUGGAGAAGGAGUUCCACUUCAACAAGUACCUGUGCCGGCCGCGCCGCAUCGAGAUCGCCGCCUCGCUGGACCUCACGGAGCGCCAGGUGAAGGUGUGGUUCCAGAACCGGCGCAUGAAGCACAAGCGGCAGACGCUCAGCAAGAGCGGCGACGAGGCGUCGGGCGGCGACGGCAAGGACUCGCCCACGGCCAAGGGCGGCAAGGCCUCGGGCGACAAGCUGCUGCUGCUGCAGGACGACAACUCCAAGAGCUGCCAGAACUGCGAGCUGAGCGCGCCGCUCCUGGCCGGCGGGGCGCCCGACCUGGGGCCCAAGGCCCGCGCCAACAACAACAACAACAACAACAACACGGGCAGCUUCAGCAGCAACAGCAGCGGCGCGAGCAGCGUGGCCAGCAGCAUCGGCAGCUCCUUCGACAAGCUGGCCAACGAGGAGGACUCGCGCUCCAACGACCUGGCCUCGCCGGGCCUGCCCAAGAAGAUGACCCCCUUGCCGGCGGAGGUGGCGGUCAAGGUGGAGGCGGGCGGCGGCAGGACUCCCCCCGCCUCCCGGGAAGCCGCCGCCCCGCCCCCGCCGCCGCACGAGGCGCCGCCGCCGGGCAACCUCACGCCCUCGUCGACCCCCGGCACGCCCCAGGCGAGCCCGUGCGCCGCGGCGCCCGCCAACCCCCUGGGCUACCCGCGCGCCUCCCCGCUGCCGCCCGUGGUGACGGCCACCGCCACGGCCUCGGUGGUGCUGCAGGCGCCCGCGGCGCGCGGCUGCUACGCGGGCGCCUACCGGCCCUCGCGCCCCGACCUGCGGCGCCAGGCCUGCUACCCGCCUCCAGCCGCCUCCAGCCUCCAGCCGCAGGUGCGGGCCGGCUACCCGGGGCAGGAGCCGGCCGCCUACCACCGCCAGACGCAGACGCACCGGCCCAACGGGCUGCAGGCGCCCGUCACCACGCCCAGGACCUCCCACGCGCCGGCGCAGCAGCCCCAACACAACCCGCGCGCCGGCUACGCGCAGCCCCAGAGCCACCAGUACCCGCCGCAGUACUACGGCGCCGGCUACAACGGCUACCAGCAGGGCUACCAGCCCGGGUACCCACAGCUGCGCGCGCCCUACCACGGGUACGCCGCGGACGAGGGCUACCACCAGCCCCACCAGACGUACCCGGGCUACCCGCAGACGUACCCCAGCACCAGCGGCGAGGGCCCCCAGCAGCUGGCCGACGGCCAGGGCUACUACGACCAGACCCAGGGCUGCUACGACUACGCGCCCCAGGGCAAGCCGUACUACGACGUGGCGCCUCACCACGGCGGCGAGGCGUCCCACAUCCCCGGCAACUACGUGUCGUCGCCUGACCCGUUCCCGGGGGCCGGGGGCGUCGCCGCCCCCGCCGUCAUGACGCCGCCCGCCAGCGUGCCCGCCGCCGCCGACGACGGCAGCGGCGGCUACGGCGCCUACCAGCACUUCUACGGCGAGGCGCCGCACGCGGUGGCCAUCCAGCCGCCCCACGCCGCCUCCUCGGCCGAGAACAGCGACAGCUCGUCCGACUUCAACUUCCUGAGCAGCCUGGCGAGCGACUUCGCGCCCGAGUACUACCAGCUCAGCUGAGACCUGCUGCAGCUGUAAGCCUCCGUCGCCCGUCGCGGUGGCUCGUCCGAACACUUUUGUACUCCCCAUCCGCAUGACUACUCCUGCUCGUGCGUGGACCCAUGCGGCCUCCUGGCUUGACGCUCUACAACCCGUCGUUAUUCCUCUACCCAAGUCCUUGAAAUCGGGGAAGAUAGAAACAAAGCACUUGGAAUAACAUUUUUCAGACGUUCAUUUCUCUUCUAGUCACACACCAUCUGUUUAUUGUCUCAACGUAAAAAUCAUAUUUCAUUAAACUCUAAUCCUGUAGCAAAAAAAGUCAAUCCGAAUUUCAUAUCAUGAUCAUUUAUUUAGUUGUUUGCUGCUAACAGUCUGGACGCCUCGUGUACGUACAUUUAAUUAUAUGCAGUUACUGAUGGUGGUUUCGUAAAAUGUUGUUUACAAAACUGUUCGGAUCAGCAUGUCCGCUCUCCAUCAGUGAGAUGUCUCCCCCGCAAGACCAAAAACACUUCGUGCGCACCUCUUCAAAAUGUGUUUUUUCCCGUUAUUCUCUAAGCCACCGAAGAUUUUUAUCUGCCUAGUGUAUCCGCCGCAAGAAAAGUAAAGAAGACAUCGAUACUUCAAGUGCUUCGUAUUCAUAGCACAUUCGUUUUCACUUGGGAAAAUAAAUUCUACGUAGAAAAGCAAUUUUUAGCAUCUCACUCUAAAAUCACCAUCCACAGAAUUUAUCUUUAAACAUUUUAGAGGCAAAAUUACGAAUAUAAAAAUUCGUAAAAAAAUUAUUUUUUCGCACUCUUUGUAGCUUAAACUGGAAUGUAAAGCAUCUCGUAUUCUAUAGCUAAAUAAAUUAUUACAUGGUGUUGGCUGAACAUUUAAUCCACCAUAUGUUUACGUAGAUGAAAUAACAUUCGCUUCGAAAAAGAAGACGAAUAACACGAGAAAGACAACAGUGUUGUCAUUUUAAAUUUCGUCGUACGACAAGAAAUUUCAGUGAUUAGGGCUGUAUUGUAAACCGGCUCUGUGUAAAUACACCAGCGUAAGUUUGUGAUUCAAAAAUCACAUACGACAGUAAAUAAAGACAAAAAAAUUCUUUGAAGUGUCAUACACACGAAUUUAUUUGUUAAGUGAGACGCAGUGUAAGAAAGGACUAUUAACAGCACAGAGAUUUCCAUCAUUCAGCACAUGUUCAUGUAUUAGAGACAUAGUAAAGUUGCACAGAUUUUCAAAACGAUUUUUCGCUUUUCUUAAAAGUCUGGCAAAAUGUUAUGUUGUGAAAUAUUAUAAUCAUUUAAUAUAAAACUUUCCGUAUUUUUCAUAUCCUUUAAUAACCUAAAUAUUUUGCAGCGUAAUAAGACAGGUUAUACCUAUAUAAUAUUUACACAGUCCAGAAAAAAUAAAACAGCACAUAACUUCAUGAGCAAACUUUAAAAUAUAAAUUUGUUAACAUUUCCGAACAAAUUCAAGAUGGAAACAAUACUCUAUCGGCAUAGCAGUUAGUUAUUUCCAUAUUUGACUUUAUAUUAUUCUGAUUUUUAUCUAUAGGUACCUAUUACUUCAUGUUAUUUAGGGAACUAAAACCUUGAUAAUCUUUCGUUUCGAUUUGUGUCAACAUAAUAAUUUGAAAAAAAAAAAAGUUUCAAAUCACGCUUUAUAAUCACGCGACUCAUUUUCACAUAAUAACUAACGUUAUAAGAUCGUGUUCAAGUUUACGUUAUGAUUAUCUCGAAGCAUCUCUUAAAAAUCGCUUAGAAUCUAGUUGCGGUAACCGUCAUUGACGACUACAAUUAUUAAUGUUAUUUGUAAAUAUUUUAAUCAUGUCAUCCCGACUUGCGUGAUAUUUAAAAAUUAAAUUUGCUUUUAUAAUUGUGUUAAAUAAAUUAUACCAUAUUCCAGUUGACCUAUCACGAAGAUAUAUCUUAUUAUACAACCAAACUUACCCAAUUUCACUUUUUUAGGGAUGUAAUUUCACACACAUAGGCUACACAUAUACUGAAAAGUUUAAACGGUAUUUUUGAAAACUAUAUAAGUAACUUUUGUCACGAUAUAUACCAUUAGGCCUAUAUAAAUAUAAAAAUAAUAUUCAAUUUACAGUCACGACUCAGUUAGAGCUAAAUUAAAAUUAUGGAUAUGAAGGCUUUAAUAAUGCAACAAAAUGCAAAAUUGUACUUAUAAAAUGUCAAAAGAUAAUUGAAUUUUAUCGUAUUUGUAUGCAUUAAUCAAGUUGCUUUACCAGGUUGCUUAUAUAAAACAUUAAAAAUCAGAAUUUAAAAAAGUAAAAAAAAAUCUACAAUACAGAUAUUUGUUCAUGUAAUUUGUGCAAUGUACCAGAACAAGAAACAUUAAAGUAAUUAAAAAAAUAAUCUACCAUUUUUGCAUAUAAAUGGUUUUUUGCUGGUUAAAACUAGAAGAGUUUGUUUGAGAUUUCUAGCACUAAGAAAUGAAAAUCCUCUAUGCGCGCAACUGAGCCAUAUGUCAUUUAAAAAAAUUUGUUUUGUAAAUAUGCUGAAUGUAUAAAAAAACGAGCCCUCCAAUGGAUAUAGGUAACUGAAGUAUAUUUUUUCAAAAUUGUUACGCAUCAGAUUUGUUAAGAAAAAUUAACAUUGUAUGCAUCAAUAUAAAAUAUGUAAUGAGAAUUAACCAGAAUGCCCUCUCAGUUAUACAAAAAAAAUAGAACAAUACACAUGUUAUGUGUUUGAGUUUUCAUUGUUUCGCAAAUACGUGGAAAAUGUAUCUAUUUAUUUGUUACAUUUGAGUGGAUUACAUAUUUUGGUGACCGUUCUCGAGAGUAUUUCUACAGAUAUUUAUAAUUCUCAGAUCAAAUACAGUAAAUGUAAUAUUGUAAUUGUAAAUGGUCUAGUACUGUUUUCUGGUUGAAGUUUUAUUUGAGGUUUGUUGUAUAAUAUACACAACUGUAAACCUUCUAUGUCGUACUAAGUAGAAUCGCUAAAUAAUAAUUAUGAGUGAGAUACUAACUGAAAUGAACCAAAUCCUGGAAAAGCAACAGUUAUCUUUGUACCGAAUUCCUUAAAUUCCGCUCAGACUCUUCUUCGUGAUAUUUUUGCAAAUAGAAUAAGCUCAGUACAUAAUCUUCACUUUUGGAAUCCACUUUUCUGAGAGUUAAAGUAAUGUUCUUGCAUCAGACGUUAACCUUUAUAUACUUAGAGUUAAUACUGAAAACAUUUCCAUUAUACAAAAUAAACACAUUACUCAGUUUGAUAAUAAGUACGUGAACAUGCGUCAAGCUACUAGUACCCAAUUAUUGUUUGAAGUGAAUUUCAGAUACAAGUUUUUCUUAAAAUAUUAUUUCGUUUUCUUUUCAAUGAAUCAUAAAACAGGUAUGCGACGAUCAUUACUAAAAUGUUAAUUUGUUUGGACAUUAAACUUCGGAAUAAUUAGACCACUUUUAUUUAAGAUUUACAUUUCUGCUGCACAUUUUUAGGACUCAUUUUGUUUCAUGCUAUUUCAAUCAAAUUUGUUAAAAGAAAAAUAAUAUUUCCUACGCUUUGUAUUUCUACCCUCCACUCUAGAGCCAGAAAAAAAAACUAUAAGUUCUGUGAGUUUAAUGAUAAUAUGGGGUAACUCGAUGUAUUAUACAUCAAGUAAUGUAUAACUAUCAGCAGUUUAAAGCCAAUAUAUAAAAAUGGUGAGUUAAUAGUUCUGAAAAUUUGUGCUAAAGACUUUACGUGUCCUAUGAUGCGAUUAUUAAUAGUGUAUAAUCAAUGCUAGAAUAAUAUUGCAAUCAUUAUUCAACUUAGGGCUAUGUUGUUGUUGUUCCUUCUUAUUUUUGUUGUUUGAUGUAAAUAAUUCGAUAUAUUGAUUCUUAUUAUUACAUCGUAAUACU